GUUGCGCUGCGCGACAGUCAGUUGAUUUUAUUGUUUGACAUUCCGCCGCUGGGAGAUUUUCCAUUCAUUCGAUAUGAUGAAGAGGCGUACAGCGUGCCUGAAUUUAACAAAGCAUAAUGUUUGUGCAAACAAAACAGCAUUAUCGUACAAUAGCAAAAAGAAUCCAGAGAAAUUUCAAUUGUGUUAUUUCAUAAUGAUAUCGUUCCCAUGAGAGGUACGUGACGUGCACGGCGUCCAUGUUUUUUGGCGGCCAUUAGAGAAGCCGAAAUCAAGAAGCGGCGUUUUGUAAACUCGAAGUGAAAUGAAUAAAUGUUUAUUCAAUAGUGUGUAAGAUUUUAAACGCUGAGUGAUCGUUAUGGCUGAAAACGAUAUAGACUUGUAUGCUGACGAUAUAGACCAAGAUUUUGCUCAGGAUGAUUUUGGAGGUGAAAAUGUCGACCUUUAUGAUGAUGUGAUAGCAGCACCAUCAGGGAACAAUGUAGAUAGAGGUGGUGGCAAUAAUCACCCUCCUACACCUGGUGAUGAUCCUGGCAAUAACAUUCAGGCCAACAUACAAAAUGUCAACAAUAUUGCUGCUACAGGAAGAAAACAUCAACUGUAUGUUGGAAAUUUGACAUGGUGGACCACUGACCAAGAUAUCGCCAAUGCGGUUCGUGACAUAGGCGUGAAGGACUUCCAUGAAGUGAAAUUUUUUGAACAUCGCGCGAACGGCCAGUCAAAGGGAUUCUGCGUCAUCUCGUUGGGAUCUCAGCAGAGCCUGCGGUUGUGCCUGGAGCUGCUGCCUAAGAAGGAGAUCAACGGCCAACACCCUGUGGUGACCCCUCCCACCAAGCAGGCACUGAGUAACUUUGAAAGUCAGUCGAAAACCCGUCCAUCUCCAACAAACAAUUCCAAUUCCCGCCCACCCCAUCCUAACCAUCCUAACAACAAUGUUCAUUCAGGUCCUGGCAUGCACCACCAGGGAUAUGGCGCCCGCAUGCCGCCAAUGGGUGGUCAGCCAAUGGGUAGGCCAAUGCCACCUGGCAUGCAAGGGCAGCGCAUGCAGCCGCCGCCAGGAUUCGGAGGGCCUCCCAACAUGCAGCAACAGCCGCCGUUCCAAGGGAAUCCGCAGUGGAAUGGACCCAGACCGAAUGGUCCCAACAUGGGGCCAAACAUGGGCAUGAGGCCUGUCAGACCCCCACCUGGAGUACAAGGACCGCCCAGACCGCCAAUGUUUGCUCAGCAAGGCUUUGGAGGUCCUCCAGGGCCUCCAGGCCACCAAGGCGGUCCUGGAGGUCCCCAGGGGCCCCCCGGUCAUCCUCCACCUGGACAUCCUCCACCGGGUCCGCCAGGUGGACCUCCUCAGAUGGGUCCCCGAGGACCCCCCGGACCACCUGGGCCGCCCAUGGGACCCCCGGGAGGCCCAGGUGGGCCGCAGGGACCACCAGCUCCCCACGUCAACCCAGCUUUCUUCCAAGGUGGGGGCGGACCCCCGCCACCGAUGCAGCAUAUGCCCGGACCAGGACCAGUGAUGCCACCUCAAGGGCCUCCACAAGGUCCUCCGAUGGGCGGACCCCCAAUGGGCGGUCCAGGAGUGCCGCCACACGGGGGCCCGCCGCAUGGAUACGGCCCUCCAGUGUCGAUGCCGCAGGCUCCGUACGGUCCCCCCAGUGGACCCCCGCCAACUCCCGGCGAUCAUCAUCACCACAGGCCGGACGUGCCGCAACUCUCAGAGCAGGAGUUCGAAGACAUCAUGUCCAGAAACAGAACUGUCUCAUCAUCGGCUAUCGGUCGAGCUGUAUCGGACGCGGCUGCUGGCGAAUACGCGAGCGCCAUCGAAACCCUGGUCACUGCUAUUUCGCUGAUCAAACAAUCGAAAGUCGCCAACGACGAUCGAUGCAAGAUUCUCAUCUCCUCUUUGCAGGACACGCUCAGAGGCGUAGAGGAUAAAAGCUACAGCAGUAGCAGGAGGGACAGGUCCAGAUCCAGGGAUAGAUCUCAUAGACGCGCUCGACGUGAGAGAUCAUCAUCCAGAUACAGAGACAGGAGCAGAGAGAGGGAGCGCGACAGAGACAGGGAUCGCGAAAGGGAGAGAGAUAGAUAUUAUGCUGAUUCAUACAGGGAGAGAGAGAGGGACAGGUCGAGGAGCAGGGAGAGGACAGAAAGGGAAAGGGAGAGAGACUACAGGGAUAGAGAGCCGGAUGAGUCUAUAGUUAGAACUGCUCGUCCAGAUGCCAGUAUCAGUAAAAUUGCUGACAAGUCACGAUCGAGAAACAAAUCGCCGGUGGAUGUGGCCGAGGCAGCCGGAGAAGCGCCGGGCGGCGGAAAAUCCAGAUACUAUGAGGACAGAUACCGCGAGAGGGAGCGCGAGUCGGGAAGGCGCGGAGAGCCGGACAGAGAUAGAGAUAGAGACAGAGGCAGGGAAGAUGGGCACAGAUCGGAAAGGUCCAGACAUUAACAGCAUUACAAUGUUAUAUGCACACACAUAUAAAUGUUCAUGAAUGUAUCAUGUGUAACCGUAGAUUUUAAUAAUGUAAUCUAGACGACUCUUUCAUUGACUGGUUAUAGAUGAUGUCCUUAUGUAAAUGGCGAUACGUUUUAUGCUGACAGUAUAAUUAUGGUAUCUCCUAAGUUAUCUGUAAUAGUGAUUUCGUAAAUCAUUUCUUUUCAAAUCGUUUAUUAUUGUAAAAUAUCGUAUUGAUUUCUGUAAAAUUUAUAUUCAUUUUCAGUACUCUUCUGCAUUAAUCUGUUCAGCUUUUAGAAUAUGGCGUUUUACCUGGAGUGGAUUAAAUAAUAUUUGCCUAAGCUAAUCAAAAUGCCUGUUUCUGUUCUACUACAAUACAGUAAUACCAGGCUUUGUACACAAAUAGCAAAUUAUUUCUCAAACAAGUACAUGUAGAUGAAAAACUAAAAAUUAACUUGUAUUUACCUAUAAAAUGUGUUCAAAGCCACACAGAAACGUGGACAUUUUGAGAUUGAUUUUUUUUUGUUUUUAGUCAUCCAACCAUGGAGCGUAUCGGCAUCUUUUUUCUUAGCAGAUCACACGUGUAAAUGUUAGAUUAUCUUCAUUAACACAUUUGUUGUUUUAGCUUGAUUUCAUAGUUUAGGUUUGCAGGCAAAAACAAAGAAAUGACCUAGAAGAACGAAGAAACAAGAUAAAAGAAGAAUGUAUUUUUAAGAUAAAUGAAAGGCUUGGUGUUAAAAACUGUGAAUGCGUUUUUAUUGUACGUUUCAUCCUCCACCUGCACCAUUUUUUAUUUGUACCCCUUUUUAUACCUUUUUGGUUUAGAAAAUAUUGUAAUAUUUUACAACGCAGAUAGAUUGACGUAGAAAUCUAAAAACGUUAAAGGUAAAUAAUGGAGAGGUCUCAUACAGCCUUUGUCGGGGCUCUGAUAUAGGAGCAGCCGUAGGGUCUCUAAGGGCUUCGUAUGAGAAACACUGCCCGUUACGCAAAGUUCAAGGUAAGGGCAAGGCAACAUUCUGAUCCAAGGAGUUGCAGGACAGGAAAACCGCAGUGCAAAAACUUCUUGAUAGAGUUAAGCACAGGAGAAGGUCUCCCCAAUGGGAAGACUACAAGAAGGCGUUGCAGGAAUACAAACAGGAGAUUAGAAGAGCCUCUAGAGAAUCCUGGAGGAACUUCUGUCAGUCCAUGAAGGACAUUCCUGCUGCGGCUAGAAGACACAGAAUCCUAUGCAAAGACACUAGAGCAAGAUUAGGAUCUCUGUCUGAUCCCUUGGCACUUUUCCGGUUCCACAGUAGCGCGAUCAAUCAUAGAGUGCAUGCAGUUGCGCAAGUUGCGGGAAGCUCUCCGAAGUGAGUGGGCAAGUCUGGUACACGGACGGCUCGGUCAUCGAAGAGCGCUCUGGCGCCGGUGUCUCGGGGUCUAGAACUAGGCUCUCUGCCUCUUGGUAGAGACAUCACUAUUUUCCAGGUGGAAAUUGUUGCGAUUCUGGCUAGUGUAUCCCUCAUUUUGGAGGGAGGUGGGCCUAGGAGAAAUAUAACAAUAAUCUCCGACAGCCAAGCUGCAAUGAAGAUACAAGUGCCUGUAAGAUUACGUCGAGCCCUGUAUUGCAAUGCAGGGAGGCUCUGGCUGUCUAGCAGGGAGGCAUCCGGUAUCGUUAGUGUGGGUACCAGAGUACGUUGGGAUAAACUGCAAUGAGACGGCGGACGCUCUGGCGAAGACAGGAUCAGCCAGCAAGUUCGUUGGUUCUGAGCCAGCUUCAGGGGUGCCCGCGCUAAGAGUUAGAGGGAAAAUGGAGAAGCGGAUUGCAAGUCAACACUCUCAGAAAUGGAGAAUCAUUUCCAGACAUCUCGGUCAGGCAUCGGAACUCAUUUUACAGUCCAGCGCCAAGGAUGGACGUUUCUGCUUAUCUUUGGAUAAAGCCAACCUAAGGUUGCUGGUGGGACUGUUGUCUGGCCAUAAUACGUUAAGGCGCCACCUGCACGUGGGGGGUGGCUGAGGAUCCCUUGUGUGAGCGCUGCAGGGUAUAGGAAGAGACCUCGGCGCACGUUCUGUGUGACUGUGAGGCUCUUCGCUACUACAGGCAGACUAUACUGGGGUCCAUCACUCUGGUCCCCCACGACGGUAAGGAGCUUGGACUCAAGGCCAUACUCAACUUCGCUAAAAUGGCGAGGUUUGAGCUAAGGAAUGCAGAGGUGCAGAAGGGCCCAUCUAAGUGGCCUAUGCACUGGCUCCUUAUGGUGGCUGGUAUGCCUCUAAUUUCAUGUUUCAUUCAUUCAUUCAAGGGUAAAUAUUAAUGUGAAUUACUUCAAAGCUGAAUUCGAAAUUCAAAUUAUGAAAAUCUUGCAUAUAAAGAGAUUCAAUUCAUACGAAAUUAUUAGAUGUCGUAUAGAAAAUCUUGCAUGUUUUGCGGGCCUCCAAAUGAAAAGACAUUUUGGAUUGAAAAUUUAUCUACGUUUUGAUUUGUUGAAAUACUUUGAGAAGGGCAAACGAGACGUUAAUAAACUUUCAAUCCAAAAUUGUUUUUUUCAUUUUGGUGGCCAGCAAAACAGGGAGAUUUAUCAGCGAGACAAUCUGAAGAUAGGUUUCAGACGUUAAAUAAAAUGGUAAUUGCAUAUAUAUGCCUAAUCAGAGAAUAUGUUAUUUUGGAAACAUUAGUUUUGUAAAUUCCACUUAGACCAUGUCUUAAUGUAUUAAUAUACUGGUUUUGAUCUCAAUUAUGUGCUGUAAGUUAUAUGUUUUAUUAUUGUCAAGAAUUUUAUGCAAGGAUUGUUAAAAGUGUGUGAUAAUAGUGUGUUGAACAUUGAAAGACUUGUGUAAUUUAGGUUUUUCGGACUGUUGAGCCGUGGUCGGGUUGGAUUUCGUCCAUAGCUUUCGGCUACAUCUGCGGUAGCCAUCUUCAGUGGCGCUGUCGCCGAGCACGAGCACAAUGUUCUAUUCGACCAAACUGAAGUCCUAUCAACAUACACCCACUACUCAGCCCGAAUGUACAGAGAAGCAAUUGAAAUCUAUAAACACCAUGAUAACUUCAAUAGAGAACAGGAAGGCCUUGCUUUGAACAAAACGUGGUUCCAAAUUCUAAAAAACACAGCGCAAAAGCCACGUCACUCAAGAGACCCGGUGUACCCCCACCAGACAACUCAGUCCUCCGAUCGCCUAUAAAACCGCACGCUCAUCCAGUUAACCGAUCAGUUUUAGUCUCGAUGGUUUCAAUCGACCCGCCAAGCCGAGCACUUCGCUCUCGCCGACAGCGCCACUGAAGAUGGUUACCGCAGAUGUAGCCGAAAGCUAUGGACCAAAUGCAACCCAACCACGGCUCAACUGCCCGAAAAACCUAAAUUACAUUAGAAUUAGCCGUGUGAAAGCCUUCAUUCUUCAAUUGAAAAACUUAUUUGUCCAAAAUACUGAUGUUGAGAUUCGAAAGUAUCCACUAUAAAUACGGCUUUUGUAUUUACAUCAUGCGUCAAGUCAAAAAUCACUUUUUAUCUUGGCUUUUCUUUUAUCUUCGAAAAAUGAAGCGGAUUCGUUCUGAUAAUAGCAUUAACAAAUUUUGGUAUUCAUUUAUUUUGAUCCUAGCUUCAUAAAAAAAAGUAUUUUGUACUGCUACUCAUUUGUUCCUUGUGGAUGUCCACGACUAAGCGUUACAUUGAAAAUGUUUACCAUUUGUUAUAUUUAAGCAAGUUAUUGGUAAAACGGGUAGAAUGAAUAUUGAAUCUAUUUAAUCUAUUUAAUUAUGUCUAAAUUAGCUUGUCUUCAUGCCAGCUAUAAAAUGCCGGUUGAACGUCUAUUACACGAUUUACUUUAGAAAAGAGCCAGCGACGAUGAUUUUUUUAGUGAAUGGUACUUUCUCUGUAAUCGACAAAUGAAUGAAAAAUUGAUAUAGAGUUCGUCAGAUAUUUGGGUGUUUCCCCAAAAAAAAUAUCAAAUAUGAAAUAUCUUCCCUUCUUACUUCAACUGCAUAAUCAAAUACUACAAGGUAGUGAGAAGAUUCCAUUUAACUAGAAAAUCAUGUGCAUGCGGAGCAGGGCUGACUCACUGCUGAUAACUUGAAUGAUAAGAGUUGUGAUAAUAUUUAUAUUCUUACCAGAUAUAAAUUAUUCAGGUGAUAUACUUGAUUGUUCCGGACCAAGGAUUUUUCAAAAUAUGUGUGAAAGAACUGUGAUAUAGUAAUCGUAAACUAUUGUCACUAAUGUAGAUCUUCCUGAAUUUAUGGUGUUAAUGGAAUUUUUUUCAACAAAGUUAUAAUUAUUAGUGCCAAUCGUUAACGAUUUAGUCUAGAAAAAUUCACGAUAAAGAGCUAUAUAUAUAGGUAAGUAAUUUAUUCUCCUGUUAUUAACCUUUAUGUAAGAUAUCAAUAUGACUAAAAACGUAUAUCGAUGGAUAUACCUGAAUUUUAUGCAUAAUCUAAGCAAUGGAUUAUGAAUCCUUUUUUGUUCACAUCUCCAAAAAAUAUUUUACGUAUUAUUUAAUUAGGGGAUGUUAAAAGAGAAAAUAGUUUUAUCAAUCGCUAAUACCGAUACGUAACCGUUAACAUUUAAGUCAUAAGAAAUCAAUGGAUUAUAAGGUUAUCUCUAAUACCCACUGCGUGUAAGAAUAUUGAAACUCGCAGGAUGGUAAGCCUAAAAAGAUAAAUUAUUUUAUAUUUCCCAAUAUUGGAGUCAAAUUAAUGUUCAAGUAAUUGGUUUUUCAUUUUCCUAGCACUUUUUGUAACUUAGUAAGGUUACACAUAGUAUAAAUACUUCAGUCUUAUAGAGAACAAUAUUUUAGUUUUCAACUGAAUUGUCCACGUGUGUCUUAUACGUCUUGUGUUUUUGAAGACUUGAGCAGAAUAUUAGGGGUAUUGCGGAUAUGAUUCUUACCUGUGGGACCUGCAAGUUACUGUAUUUUAAGUAUCUCUCUCAAAAAUAAUUUCGUAGGUCAUCCUGAUCCCUGAUUUGACGUUUCAAGUAUUCUUGAAAAUAGGUAUGACGUAAUGUGAAUUUAAUUCUAAAAACACUGUACUGACCAAAUUCACAGACAAUUUCAUUGAUAGCUCAUCAGCCUUUUCUACUGUAUUUACCAAAGCUUUUACCUGAAAGUCAGAAAAGAGAUACUAAUGUAAAUAUGUUUCAACCCACUGACGAAGACUGCAAAAUGCUCUGAUAUUGAUUGGGAAAUUUGAAAAUAUUGCUGCAGCUUCAUCGUUAUGAGGAUAAUCUACGAACCAGAUUAUAUUUGUAAUACCAAUAAAGUGUUAUGUACAUGCCUUGCAGAAAUAAUCUACGUGUAAUUGUUGUAAUAUCACUCUAUUCUAUGGCAAGUUAUGAGGAGGUCGGAUGCCUUUCUGCUCCUAUCAUUCCAUGUUCAAAAUGAGGUGAGCAGAGCUUGUAACUGAUUAACUCCUCACAGCUUGUUUGUAUUUACGAAAGUAAUACAGAUUAUGCAAAAAUGCAUUAUUUUUCAAAACACUGUAUAGUUUUCACAUGUUUAUACGAGUGUUAGUAAUACGUAUUCGUUCUGCGGAAAUUGAAUAUUGUAACUGUGAUAAUGAAAUACUUUCAGGUGAUAGUGCUGAAAAUAUGAAAUGGCAAUCUAGAUUCACAAAUUCUAAUUAUUUUGCUUUUUAUGUGAUAUUAUGAUCUCAGAACUAUUUUUUAAGAUGCAAAUAUAAAAAAAUCUACAAGCGUUGUUUGUAAAAUAACUAUCUAAUGUUUAAAUAAAGCUCUAUUCUUUUAAAACAUUAGUUUUAGUGAAUAGCGCUGGAUAAUUUUAUUUCUCACUCCAGCUCUUCUGAGGCUAUUGACGCAUGCAACGAUAUAACUGCUCGCGCUCAUCGAACCUUGGCACCUAGUCUAUACUUUAAAAAUAUUCAGCGAGUUUGACCGUUGAUUUGACCAGCAUUGAACCAGCCUUUAGAUAGUCAUUUGCAUACAUCAUGCAUAGUUUUGUUGAACAAUUGUCCAUAACUGUGUUAUUGAAAAG
Messenger RNA from Acanthoscelides obtectus, 8401 nucleotides. The record is from the annotation of a GenBank genome assembly. NCBI's taxonomy places the organism in Eukaryota, Metazoa, Arthropoda, Insecta, Coleoptera, Chrysomelidae.